GGAGUGGCCGAGGCACGGAACAUCGGUAGUGUUGGCAGGAGUGGAGUGCGCGCCAUAUUCCCCCGGAGCACCCCGCCCUGUGUCGCGUCUUGGCUUGAAUGGCUGAGGGUCAACGCUGGCCCGAGGUGGUCAUAAACUGUCAAACUGGAACUGAUGGAAUUAGAAAACAUUGUCGCCAACACAGUGUACCUGAAAGCACGGGAAGGAGGUUCAGACAGCAAUAAAGGAAAGAGUAAAAAAUGGAGAAGAUUACUACAAUUUCCGCAUAUAUCACAAUGUCUAGAUUUAAAAAGCAAAAUAGAUGUAAGAUACAGCUAUGUAGUGGAUCAGCAGCCCAUAGGAAGAUUGUUGUUUCGACAGUUUUGUGAAGCUGUAAAACCUGUGUACCAUAAGUACAAUAUUUUCCUAGAUGAAGUUGAAACAUACCAAGUUGAGGUUGAUGAGAAGAGACGAGAGUUGGCACAUACCAUCUUCAACAAAUAUCUUCAAAGGACUUCUUCAGCAUGUCAUAUAGUGGGGAUCCUGAAUGAGUCCUUGAUAGUGACUUGUAAGGAAAACCUGGACACUGCAGGGAAGGAGCUGUUCCUUGGUUGUGCAGCAGAAGUCAAGCUCUUCCUGGCUAAUGAGCCUUUCAAAGAAUUUGAGGCUUCCAUGUACUUUCAUAGGUAUUUACAAUGGAAGUGGCUAGAAAGUCAACCUGUAACGUACAAGACCUUCAGGAUGUACCGGGUGCUGGGGAAGGGAGGCUUUGGAGAGGUGUGUGCCUGUCAGGUGAGAGCAACAGGCAAGAUGUACGCUUGCAAGAAGUUGGAGAAAAAGAGAAUAAAGAAACGCAAAGGUGAAGCAAUGGUGCUCAUAGAAAAGCAAAUUCUACAAAAAAUUAAUUCCAGAUUUGUUGUUAGUUUAGCAUAUGCCUAUGAGACCAAGGAUUCACUGUGUCUGGUGUUGACAAUAAUGAAUGGUGGUGACCUCAAGUUCCACAUCUAUAAUAUGGGUGGGGACCCUGGUUUUGACCAGGAGCGAGCCAUUUUUCAUUCUGCUGAGGUGUUGUGUGGUCUGGGACACUUACACACACAGGGUAUUGUAUAUAGAGAUUGUAAGCCGGAGAAUAUCUUGUUGGAUGACCAUGGGCAUGUCCGAAUAUCUGACCUUGGCUUAGCUGUCCAGAUUCCAGAGGGAGAGAUGGUGCGAGGCAGAGUGGGCACGGUGGGCUACAUGGCACCGGAAGUUAUUGACAAUGAAAAGUACACAUUUUCUCCUGAUUGGUUCAGCUUUGGCUGUCUCAUCUAUGAGAUGAUUGAGGGACAAGCACCUUUCAGGGCAAGGAAAGAGAAGGUGAAGCGAGAAGAAGUAGAUCGUAGAGUCAAGGAACAGCAAGAGACUUAUUCGCAUAAAUUUUCUGAGGAAGCCAAGUUAAUAUGUCAGCAGUUAUUGAAAAAGAGUGCACGGGAACGGCUAGGAUGCUCAAGGGGAAGGCAGGGAGUAGCAGAGGUAAAAUCUCAUGCCUUCUUCAAGAACAUAAAUUGGAAGCGGUUAGAGGCUGGGAUGUGUGAACCUCCCUUUGUUCCAGAUCCUCAUGCGGUGUAUGCAAAAGAUGUAUUGGACAUAGAGCAGUUCAGUACAGUGAAAGGAGUCAAUCUUGAUGCAACUGAUGACUCUUUUUACUUAAAAUUCAACACUGGUUCUGUGUCUAUCCCUUGGCAACAAGAAAUGAUUGACACCAAGUGUUUUGCGGAGCUUAACCAGUUUGGGCCCAACAACACUCCUACUAAUGAUCUGAGGCUAGACCUGCCUCCACCUGAGGACAGCAAGAGCUGCUUCCCCUUCAGGCGACGGGUAUGCUGCAGCGUCGGAGGUAGCUAGGUGAAGUGUAAAGAGCCAAGAAUCAUCUUCAUCAAGAACAUGUUCAUUACCUCAAAAUUCUUGCUCUACAUUAUUGAACGUGGAAAGUUCAAAAUUGAGCAUUGACAGUUUCAUCAUCCAUGUUCCUGCAAGGUAGCAGUAGCUCCCAGGAAUUCAUUGUAAAGUGACAAGUUCAUCAUCAUUUAUGGAAUUCAUCUUCCAUUAGUCAGCCAUGAAGAAGAAGCACGGAUGUUAUCCUGUUCAUUGUCCAUUUUGUGCCAAGUAAGAAAAUGAAAAUGCUGAUGGUUCCCUAACUUUAAUCUGUUGUCAAGAACAGGGAUAGUGGAGUGUAAAAUAUUCUAAUUAGGCUUAUUCAGUUGUAAUUUUGUCUAAAAUACUCUGCUCACCCAUCUUGAUAUUAAUGUUACCUAAUGAUAGCAUGUGGGAAAACACUUAUAUAGUUCCAGUUUUAGGAAUAUAAAUUAUAAAUAAUAUAUUUGCACAGUAUCUGGCUCAUUUAUGUGUACUACAUGCAAAUUUGGUGGUGUACACAUUUUAAAAGACAUGUGCAUGUACACACAUUAUUUGAGAUUGUGUGUCAUGUGUGAUAUAUUAACAUGCAAAGUGUGCAUUCUUGUGUGCAAUAAUAUAGGGAAGAGGUUGGCAGACUAUUGCUAAUUGGUGCCCAUUGGGUUAAGCAAUCAGUUGAUUUCUUCUGGUUCUGUUUAGACCCUGUAUGUGGCAAAGGUCACUGGCCGGGGCUGCAAGAAUGAUGUGUUUGAUGUACUUGCCUCAUCAUAAAUAAGUACUUUCAAAUAAUUCUGGAGAAAUUGAUAUCUCCUUCAAAGGCACACUUACAGAUUAUAAAUAUUUGUUUGUUGACUUGAACAUUAAUCUGGUAAACAUUUUGGAUGUUUACUAAUGAGGACUCUUGGAUAGAAAGAGACGAAAGCAUGAAAUUGCUCAAGAAGGAAGACUGAGUGCCAGAUGGUGGUGAUGCAAGCCACACGGGGUGUUUUAUUUUGUGAUGCCAUUAUUGGGUUUGUGAUCCCCACCAAAAGCAGAACACCUCCAGCACCUUCCUUAAUAGCCACAAUUUUUUAGUUGAUAAUAUUAAAAAGUGAUAGGUCAGUAUUUUUUUCUGUAUAGUCAUGACUUGUUCAUUGCAUCAGACUAUCACAAUCUUUUAUCCAUAAAUUAGAACAUAAUCAUCUCACUUAUACAUGUUAUCAUUGUCAUGGUUUUACAUGCUUUAAUUAUUAUAUUUAAUGAUUACAUAAGAUGAGUAGUACCAAAUCCUUGAGUGCAGGGAGCCUUACGCAACACCGAUAGGUGGAAGUGCAUUUUCAAGUUGUUAUUAUUAUUAUUAUUAUUAUUAUUAUUAUUAUUAUUAUUAUUAUUAUUAUUAUUACUAGUACUGUUUUAUUAUUAGGAUUGUCAACAUUAUUAUUAUUAUUAUUAUUAUUAUUAUUAUUAUUAUUAUUAUUAUUAUUAUUAUUAUUAUUAUUAUUAUUAUUUUGUUGAUGUUUUUGUUAUAUCUGCAUUUCAAGAAACACUUGUGUUCACCUUAGGCAAAUGUUCAAGAAUGAUCAGAUAUCUGAAAAGUUUCAAUGAACAUUGAUGUAUAUUUCAUAUGGUUGUUUUAGAACCUGGAAACUAUCUUUCUUCACUUACACACAGUGUUUUGACCAAACAAAUAGUUAUACUAUAUUUAUAAGUUACUGUUCACAAUAACUCAUUGUAACAUUUAUGUGGAAUGGUACUGGCUGAUAAAAAGAUGAAACUUAAGAAUUUUAAUAUUAGUUUUUAUAUGAGAGGCAAAAGAUUCAAAGAUUGUCAAGAAGCAGUGUUUAGAGAAAAUUGUCCAUAAGACUUACUACAUUGAAAUUAGCAGGCUGAUUCAUCAUUCACUAUGCUAUGCCAGAUCUGGUCUGAUGUUUAUAUUUCACAAAUUUCAAGCACUUUGCAAAAUUGCAAAAAUUAUUUUUUUAUGAAAGCAAUCACGGAUUUUUUGCACGUAAAGCUUCCAACAAAAACUAAGAUUGCAUUUUUUUUUAUUAUUAUUAUUAUUAUUAUUAUUAUUAUUAUUAUUAUUAUUAUUAUGAUAAUGAUAAUUAUUUUUUUUUCUUUUAUUAUUUUUAUUAAUUAAUCAGAUUUAAUUAAUUAAUUAUUAUUGUUUUUAUUUAUUUAUUUAUUUUUUUUGGGGGGGGUGAUAGGAGAUGAUGGUUAUUUGUAGUAUGUGAACUUGAAAAAUUUAUGUAGUCCAAGCCUCACUUGUAUUGAUGGUGCCAUGUGAUGGAAAGUUAAUUUUGAGUUGUGGCCAGCAACACAUGUUUGGGGCAUUUUUAUUUAUUUAUAUUAUAUCUUUCUUUUUCUUCAUCUUUGUAGUAGGUUAGAUUUCAUUAUUUGAAAGUUUUAAGGUUUUGUGAUAACUGUGCAAAUAGAUUCAGUCUAUAGGUUUGUGUUUGGACAAAAGUUGAUGAGUAAAAUUUUGGCCCAGAUUUUUACUUAUUGCUGAUACAGACCAGAGUGUUGGAUAUGGCAAAGUGAAAGUAAAGGAAAGGAUGGUAACACAGUAGUUAACUGAAGAUUCAUUAAUGGGUCAGGCCAAAUGAUAAGUUGUUUUAAAAUGAGCAACUAGGUAAAACUAUUUUACAAGAAUCCAGAUUUCAGAGCAUCAUGAAAAAAACAUUUAAUUUUGUUUAAAAAUGUGUAAAAAGAAACAUCAUGUGAUGACAAAAAGUCACAAUAGUAUUAUUUUACAUGUUAUUGAGAGUGAAAAAUUAUCAGGAUGUAAUUUUACUUGCACCAUAAGUGUUCAGUAAUUUUCAGAACAUAAUCAGAGUGCACAUAAUUAUGUCCUGUAAGCAAGUUGCAGGCUACUAUUCUUACACAUCUAAUGUGUUUUCUUUUAGCCAUUAUGUAUUUUAAUUAGGUUGGCCAAGCUGAAAUAGUUGUGGAAAAUAAAUUGCCAUAGAGGAGUAACUGUGCAGGCACAGGAGCCUCAGAGGUCCCUUAAAGGGUGGGCAUGUGUGCAAUUGUCCAAGUCUGAAGAAUGUCUACUAGGUAAUUAGAACUUGAGCAGAGAACUGUAAGCUAUUCAAGCUUACUAUCAUGAUUCCUUGGCACCUCAAUCAUAACUGUUAUUUGUAUUAGUUUUGUAAAACUUGCUAAAAUUCAUAAUCUAUUUGACCAUGAAAUUCACAACUAAUUUAAAGCAAAGGUAGAAUUACUGUUAUUGCUUGAAACAGUGCAGCAAACAAUUAGAUGAUAAUAUAUAUAAAUCAUAUUAGUUUUUUUUUUUUUUUUUUCCCAAGGGAUGGAGUUGGGUGUACAAAUGCUAAAUAUAAAAUUUACAAUACUUUCAAAAGGUAUCAUGUUUGCUAUUGUUUAAAAUUUAUGUUUCAUAUAUUUAUUUAAAGUUUUAUAUCAGUCUUGCUAGUUUGCUUUCAGAUACCAUACAGGGUCUUGUGGGAGAACUCUUGUGAAACUUGCUAAAGGAAAAUGAUGUUUGCAAUAAAAGACCUCCCACAAGAUGUUACCCUACACAUGUCAGCUGUCCAUGACUUAGGAGUAAUUAUACAGCAUAGUGAAUUCCCACACUUUUUCUGACUUUUCCAUUAACUUGCACAUGCAACAAAACUGUGUAACUUUGUAGUGAAUAUUAAAAUGUGUAAGACUCAAAGCCUUGGUUGCAUUUUUCUAUUUGACUGUUUUGUGUUAACUUUUGUCUGCAUUAUGUUCAAAUAGUUAUCCUUUUAAAUGACUUGUCAUUGUCUUCAUUAUCUAUUCAUUAUUAUUAUUGUUUUUUUUUUUUACUAUACAUUCCCUGAUUGAUUCCGUUGCAACUUAACGUCAUUGGUGAAUUAACCAUGAAGUUAAGAUUACAUUUGAUUGAGAUUGAAAUUCCAGGCAGCUUCUGUCUAAUAAUUUUUUCCCCUUCAUGUUUUAUUUACAGGUUUAGGGAUGCUGUUCUUCUAGACAACAAAACUGAUUAAUCAUAAAUGAAAAGAUGUUGCUUUUAAGUUACUGUUGUUUCUUCCUUCAUCACUGGAGCUUAUGUUAACAUACUGUAGGUAUCAAGAUAUAUGACGUACACUGUUUUGGCUUUACCUAGAUUAGGUACACGUGUAGGAUGACAUGUCCUGUAUUGUUAGUGAUUUUUUGUUGGUUUUAUUUUGUAUUUAUGGUUUAUUUAUUUUUUUUCAAUCGAACAUGUUCCACUGAAUUAUUUUUUUAGUGUAUUAAUAAUCUGUGAUCAAAGAUUGUGGUGGAAGAUGAGAAUGUACAUUGAGCUGUGUGUGUAAUACCUGUACAUAAACUCCCACUGUAUAUAGAACUACUUCUCAUUGUU
Molecule: messenger RNA, 6196 nt
Organism: Scylla paramamosain (green mud crab)
Lineage: Eukaryota; Metazoa; Arthropoda; Malacostraca; Decapoda; Portunidae
Gene: Gprk2
Product: G protein-coupled receptor kinase 2-like
Exons: 14
Coding region: 154-1863 (569 amino acids)
Biological process (GO): regulation of signal transduction; protein phosphorylation; signal transduction
Cellular component (GO): cytoplasm
Molecular function (GO): ATP binding; G protein-coupled receptor kinase activity
Source: RefSeq, a predicted model, not a curated record